CCGGGAGGCGGGGCCGGGGCGUCCCUCGCAGCCAAUGGAAGGGCCACCCUCGAGCAGUUACAAAGGGGCCGAACGAGGCCGCGGCGCGAGGCUCGGCUCGGUGGUUCCUCGGGGCGGGGGCACCGAGACGCGGCCCCGGCCCCUUGAACGGACCGGACGGGGACGCGGGACCAUGGAGGCGCCCGCGGCCGUCACAGGGAAGAUAACCGUCCCUCCUCGCUACCAGAUGUUUCUCCUUCUGGCAGCCACGGGGCUGGUCCCAGGGGCCGCGGGUUUGCAGUGUUUCUGCCACCUCUGUAUUAAAGAAAAUUACACAUGUGUGACAGAUGGACUUUGCUUUGUUGCUGCAACACAAAGUGCAGAUAAAGUUAUAUAUAAUAGCAUGUGUAUACCAGAAGCUGAUUUAGUUCCUCGAGAUAGGCCAUUUAUAUGUGCCCCCUCUUUAAAAGAUGGAUUUUUGAUGUCACCUUUCUGUUGUGCCAAAGACCACUGCAAUAAAAUAGAAUUCCCAACAGGUACCCCAGUGAAACCAUCUCCUAAUCUUGGUCCUGUGGAAUUGGCAGCUGUUAUUGCCGGACCUGUCUGCCUUGUCUGUAUUUCAUUGAUGUUGAUGAUCUAUAUUUGCCACAAUCGUACUGUUAUACAUCAUCGUGUUCCAAAUGAAGAAGAUCCCUCUUUGGAUCGCCCUUUUAUUUCAGAGGGUACAACGUUAAAGGACCUAAUUUAUGACAUGACAACAUCUGGAUCUGGGUCAGGAUUACCAUUACUUGUUCAAAGAACUAUUGCAAGAACUAUCGUAUUGCAAGAAAGCAUAGGGAAAGGUCGAUUUGGAGAAGUCUGGAGAGGAAAAUGGAGAGGAGAAGAAGUUGCAGUCAAAAUAUUUUCCUCAAGAGAAGAACGUUCUUGGUUCCGUGAGGCAGAGAUUUAUCAAACUGUAAUGUUACGUCAUGAAAACAUUCUGGGAUUUAUAGCAGCUGACAAUAAAGACAAUGGUACGUGGACUCAGUUGUGGUUGGUUUCAGAUUAUCAUGAGCAUGGGUCCCUUUUUGAUUACUUAAACAGAUACACGGUUACUGUGGAAGGAAUGAUCAAACUAGCUUUAUCUACUGCUAGUGGACUUGCACAUCUUCACAUGGAGAUUGUGGGCACUCAAGGCAAACCAGCAAUUGCUCAUAGAGACCUGAAAUCAAAGAAUAUUUUAGUAAAGAAGAAUGGAACAUGCUGUAUUGCAGACUUAGGACUUGCAGUAAGACAUGAUUCAGCCACAGACACAAUUGAUAUAGCUCCAAACCACAGAGUGGGAACAAAAAGGUACAUGGCCCCUGAAGUUCUCGAUGAUUCCAUAAACAUGAAACACUUUGAAUCAUUCAAACGUGCUGACAUCUAUGCAAUGGGAUUAGUUUUUUGGGAAAUAGCUCGGAGAUGUUCGAUUGGUGGAAUUCAUGAAGACUACCAGCUGCCUUAUUAUGAUCUUGUACCUUCUGAUCCAUCAGUAGAAGAAAUGCGGAAAGUAGUUUGUGAACAGAAGUUACGGCCAAAUAUUCCAAAUCGAUGGCAGAGUUGUGAAGCUUUGAGAGUGAUGGCCAAAAUUAUGCGAGAAUGUUGGUAUGCCAAUGGAGCAGCUAGGCUUACAGCUUUACGUAUUAAGAAGACAUUAUCACAGCUCAGUCAACAAGAGGGCAUAAAAAUGUAGUUCCACACUUGAGCUGAGUAACACUUUAUAUCCAUAUCAACUCCUGGGUUUUCAUUUGGAAGGUCAGUUGUUCUACCUCACCGAGAGGGAACAAAAGGAUAUCGCCUCCUUUGAAACAUGGAAGUAACAGUGGAUUACUGACCACCAGGAUACAAUAGCCCUGAGAAACAACUGUGUGGCUUCUUUCUGUGCACUAUGAACACCUCUUUUCCUGGGACAGUUAAAAAAGUUGUGUAGUCGCUUUAUUUUUAUUAACAUGAAAGUUGUUUUUUAAAAGUUGAUUGCCAGUCUUUAGUUAACUCUGCUAAAGAUUUAUCUUUUAAAAAAGGGGAGCUGAAUUGUACAGUAGAUUAUCAUUAAUGUAAGUGACUUAAUUUUUGUUAGUACAAUCUCAAAGUAUUCUGAACCACUAAAAUUAUCCUUGAUUCAGACUUUGAAUGUACUGCAGUUUAAUUUUCAGGAUCUUAAAACUAAACUACACUUACAAAAUUCUUACCUUGAAUUUUAAAAUAACUGUAUCCAAUUGAGAACUUAAUUUAUGCAGUUAUAUUUUGUAUACUAUUAUUAUUUCACUUACUCAGAAUCUCAAGCCUUCAAAAUGAAAUUGUACUCAUAUACCAGUAAGUGCCACUUCUAUGUCUUUCUUAUUCAGAUUAGUAAAAUUGUAGAAAAUCUGCUUGUGUAAUCAGAUCUAGAGAAGCUAAAUUCAAAAGAUUAAUUUAGCUGAUUGAACAUACUAUAUUUUUGGCAUGUAAUUAUACCAUUCUUUAAAAAAAAAAUUCUUACCCAAAUAUGCUUUUAAACCACUAUAGAAAUUAGAUAGUAUUAAAGUUAGUUAAUUUAGUUAUGGUCACAUUUUAAUAAUACAUUAUUGAGUUUUAAUUGUGAUAAUUUUUUUUAAAUCAAGUGGCACUCUUUAGAUGCUUAUAGUACUUUAAUAAUUUAAAAUUAGCAUAAAACCUAAUUUUUUAAAAAGGGAAAGUUUGCUAUGUUUAGCUGCUUGUUAAAAAAGUUGUGUAGUUCUGUAAGCCUAUUUUUAUUUAUCUGAUCAAAGGCAGUGUUACUUUUUUUAAACGAUGUAAUUACCACACUGUUAAAACUUUAAUAGAUUUUUUUCCUUAAAAAAGUGAAAGCAGUUUAUAAAAGGUUGAAAUAUAAUGGGUGUACAAGAUACAAGUGCAGCGGUUAAGUAAAAGUAAACUUGUCCUGUAGCCUCUGUUGAUAUUUUUGUAACUAAGUUGAAAUUAGAGUACUUUUUUGAGGUAUCACUAGAAUGUGAAAGGAGAUAAAGCUUUUAAACAACUUUUUCUUUUUGUAACAUGAGUAGAAUAUUACAACUUAAUAGGUAUUUCAAUUUCAAUUCACCAUUAGGUAUUUGAGACAUGAAAAUCUAAAAGAAAGUAUUUGGGAAUUUCAAUUUUAAUAAUGGUUUUUAAAUCAAAUAAAUACAUAAAGUAAAUUUGCCAUAGACUUCAGGUUAACAAGUUGAAUUUAUCAUUUCUUCCAAUGUUAUAAAGUCUUUCCAGAGUUUUCCCAGUUUUCAAAGUUUUUAUUUAAUCACUGUGAUCCAUCCAGUUCUCAAAAACAUCCCUCAAGAUAACUCUGAGUUGGGUCUUUGAAUUUAUAAGGUUAUACAUCUUAAAUAAUUAGAAUAACUUUAUAGUAUUUUUAUUUUUUAAAUGAUAGCCAUGCAACUGGAUCAAAGUUGCAUUAUAAUAUCUGUCUCUUUAAAAUCUGAAAGAACAAAUUUGAGAGACAAUUAGUCCAGAACCAAAAAAAAUUUGAAUGAAGUGACAUUUUAGGAAUUUAGCAUUUAUUUCACCAUUUAAAAACAUCAUGAUUAGUGGCUACACAGUAUAGUAUUCUAAUUUGCCUAAAUUUGAGCCUUUUUUCCUGUAGUUAUAAAAAAGUUGUUUUAGGAGGUUCAUUUUUAUAUUUAUUAUUAAAAAGGAAGUAGGUACCUCUAGCUCUGUGAACACUUUAAAAAAUUAAAUAUUUGUCAACUAAUUUGAUUUUCUUUUAUUAAAUUCAGGGGACCAAUGCCAUUUAUCACUAAAAAAGAAUAUAUAAUUUCAAGAAUAUGCCAAAUUCCUUGUCUAAUUAAAAAAUGCAAUGCAUGAUUUCACACAUUUGCAAAAGAUAAAUUUCAGCAAAGUACAUAUUUAGUUUUAUUAGUAGGAAAGUUGAAUUAGCAUAUGGUUCCUGGCUACUUAGGCUUAGAUACUUCUUAAAUCAGGGAAUUAAAUUACUACAUUUCUUGAUUAGGUUCUAAUAUAAAUUUAUUUAUGACUACAACUCUAUUGUUUGGGCCAGUGAUAGCAUAAAUAACCCCAAUGCUUCUAAUAUUGGAAAAGGUGACAUAAAACAUCUGUGAGGCAAUAAUAGCCUGAUAGUGUUAGUUUGGUAAUAUUGAAACAGUUGCCUUCUUGCAUGCUGUUUAUAUUUCAUAUAUUUAACCCUAAAAAUAGUCAACAUGAUUAAAAAUGUCAUCUGUCCAAAAGCUCUAUUCCUACCCCAGAAAAGCGGCUACAAAAUAGAGUCCAUGUUUUAUUCACAAGUAGCACCAGAUUUACAGCAUUACUCUUUUCUAGCUCUUUAAAUUUAGAGCCUACAACUUUUUCCUAAUGAAUUUCUUUGGAUUUCCCAAGUCUUAGGGGGUUGCUGUUUAACAGCAUCUCUUAAUUUUCUGAGAGUGAGGCACGUUAAUGGCAACCAAUUUUUCAGAUUAAUCAGGCAUUAUUAAAAUUUGCUAACAGAUCAUAACCUUCUGGGUAGAGUCUCCACCCUGAAACUCCUCAUAUAGCCUUGUAAAAGAUUUGAGUAGAUGACAGAGGUGACAAUUGUGACAAUACUGAUUAAUAUGGAAAUCAUGAAAAACACGGGGAGCCCCUCUAGAUCCAGUAGUAGCAUGGGAGCUGUACCUUUGCCUCCACAAAGUACAUAGUAUAAUCAAAAAGUGCCUGUACUCGGAAAAGAUUGACAGUGCUCUAAUACAUACCAAAUUUAUCUUCUCUUAACUAAAUUUAGAAAAGUUUGUCAUUUUGCAUCAUGUAAAUGUUUUCUAGUUCCCAUUAAAUAAAGAUGACAUGUGGAUUAACAGAUGAGAAAAGUAUUAGUAAAAAGAUAAAACAAAAUCUGCAUUACCUUUUGCUGUUUCACCAAUAUAUCAUUCAUGUUUUGUAAUGACUCAGUGACUGAAAGUAAAAUGUUAAAGGUAUCUCCUUCAUUUGGAAAAUGGGAAGGGAGGCCCUUGUUCUAAAAUAGCAGAUUUUUAGUCUAGUUGAAAAGGACUAUUGAAAUGGUUUCAGUUCUUUCAGAGUGGUACUAUAUUAGACGGCUACUGGUGCUUUGAGGGACUGUUUUGAAAUUUUGGAAUAUUUCUGUAUGCUGGCAUGCUGGAUUUCUUGAUGAGAGUACAACAUUGGCACUUUUCACUCCAAUAUUAAAUUUCUUUUGUGUUAUACCUUUGAAAAUGUGGCUAAUAACAUUUGACUCUUUGUGGAACAUAAACAUUCAUUAAUUUUUCUAAACAAAAUUUGUAAUAUAAGUCAUGAACAUUUUUUGGUAUCCUUUUUCACAUUGUGCCAUUGAAAAUUAUUAUAGAGGUAUUUGGUGUUAAUAUACAUGUAAAGAAAAUGUUUCAAUAUUUCAUUUGCUUUAAACCUAAAUUACCUCUUGAAAGACCAAGGUACAUUUACCUCAUUGUGUAUAUAAUGUUUUACUAUCUGUCAGAACAUUCUCCUGAUUUGCAGUUGUUUCUAUAAACUAUGGGUAUUAUAUUGCUAAAUUUACAACUCCAAUGGUACUGUUGUUUAUAAUUGUGCCCCAUAUGAUAACAUCUAUUCUUUCUAUUUUCUGUAUUUUAUUGCAUUUUUGCAGAUUGUUGUGUCUUUCAAUAUAGCAUAUGCCCUCCUAAAGAUGUACAAAUUAUGUCCUGUAUAAAAUCUACAUUUUAGGUGAUUAAAUUUGCAAAGCUCCUACAAAAUGACAAAACCCCCACAAACUACAUUUAUAUACAUUUUGGAAAUUAUAUAUUGUAUUUGUAGUACAUACUCAAAAAUGAAUUGUAAGUAGGAUGUAGAAGAAUAAUGCUUAUGUUAGCAUUUAACACCACAAUAGAAAGAUUAAAGCAAUGCAAAUAAACUAUUUCCCCAAGCACUAUUAUUAUAA
Messenger RNA from Monodelphis domestica (gray short-tailed opossum), 5863 nucleotides. RefSeq names its product transforming growth factor beta receptor 1 (gene TGFBR1). Gene Ontology annotation, molecular function: ATP binding; transforming growth factor beta receptor activity, type I; SMAD binding. Gene Ontology annotation, biological process: cellular response to growth factor stimulus; protein phosphorylation; transforming growth factor beta receptor signaling pathway. Gene Ontology annotation, cellular component: plasma membrane; signaling receptor complex. The record is from RefSeq and is a predicted model, not a curated record. Lineage: Eukaryota; Metazoa; Chordata; Mammalia; Didelphimorphia; Didelphidae.